CGCCAUCGUUCGAACGGGUCGGACAAUUCCCACGUGCCAUAGCCUUAACCCCAACCUGCCAGCCGUUAAAGAACCAAAACUCAAAUACGAACCGAAACUGCCUUUCACACAAGUACCUAAAACCUAAACUAAAAAAAAUAGCUGCCAAAAGUAACCGAAUACCAAAUACCGUAUAAUAUCUGAAGAUAAAUAAUAGAACCAAAACGAAGAAAAUAAUAAUACAAAAUAUAUCACUGAGACGCGUUAAAUUUGUAAACAAACGAUGACGGGAUCACCGGGAUCCCGGUGGAGUCCAACGGGGUCGCUGCUCCUGCGGCUCCUUGCCGUGGCCUUCGUCCUCAACGCCUGCCACGUGCCGCUGACCAAUGCCAAGCAAAUAAACAACUUUAACGAUGACCUGGACUUUAUACCCGCCUACGAUCUGUUCCUGCAGGGAAACAAUGAGGAUAAUGAACUGAAGGCCAUUGGCAAUGCUGCCGACGAGGAUAAUGAUGAUGAUGACUCCUUCCUCGAUGAUUUGCCCGAUGAUGAUUUGAUGCCUUUGGCCGAGGCGGAGGACACCGGCAAUUGGUUCAGCAAAGGUGUCCAUCGCGUUCGCCGUUCCCUGUCGCGACUAUUUGGUGGUGGCGCCUCCGAGGAUGAGGAUAAUCGCAGCCAUCAUCGCGUCCGUCGCACAUCGGCCAAGGACCGGCAAAAGGAGCUGCGCCGGCAGGCCCGCGAGGCCAGAGAGCGCCGACAGGCCGAGCUCCGUCAGCUCCAGAGGCAGCGUCUCCUCCAGCAGCAGCAACAGCAGCGUGCCGCAGCUGGAAAUGUCUUCAAUCGUGCCACAGAUCCACGGAGGCGGGCAUCCGAGGUCUAUGAUGAGACCGAGGCAUCCGGUUCCCCCGAUGAGGAGACCACGCAAUAUCGCACCUACUUUGCUGUGAAUGAGCCCUACGACAAUGAUUUCACGGAUCCCAGCAGCGUUGCCUUCCAAACUCUACAAAAGAAUCUGGAUGAUGCACUGCGUUCCUUCUUCGAGCACACUUAUGCUGAAUAUGACGAUGAUCAGGAUAUUCACAGCACUCUGCUGCAAGUAGAUCCCACCGAUGAUCGCUUCAAGGUGCACGUUCUCCUCAAGCUGCAAAUACCCAACAGGAUUACCGAUUUCCAAAGCAAACUGGAAAAGCAGCUGAACGAUUACAAGCGUAUUGAGAAUCUGGGCGCUUCUACCGAUAAUGUCUUCUACUUCCAGGAAUCGCAAGAUGACGAUGAGGAACCAGUCGUGUUGCGGGAUUACAAUCCCAUCAAUGUCGAGGGCUCUGGCAAUGGCAACGAUGAUAACGAGUGUCGCGGGGAUGCCACAUUCACCUGCCAGAAGAGCGGAAGACGCAUCUGCGAGGAGAUGCGUUGCGAUGGUGUAUCCAAUUGUCCCGAUGGCGAGGACGAGGAUGGAUGCUUUGGUACAGAUGCCACGGUUUGCUCUGAAGAAGAGUUCAAGUGCGAUGAUAAGUGUCUGUCGUGGGAUAAGCGCUGUGAUAAUGUCUUUGAUUGCCAAGAUCAAACAGAUGAGGCUGGCUGUGAGCGUGCCACGGAGGGAACAGAAAAUAACCCAAAUUAUCCAACAUUUGUUAACAGAACGGAAGUUCAGGAAUGCCAACCAAACGAGUUCCGUUGCAACAAUGGCCAGUGCAUCGAUUCCAGGAAGCGUUGCGACUAUCAGGAGGACUGCGAGGAUGGCGAGGAUGAGAAUCACGAGUGCCACGACGGUGAUGAAGGUCCAACGGAUGCUGUGGGCAUUCCCUUGGGCGGCUAUCGCCCGCCACGUCCUCAUCCCAGCCGGCACAAGAGCGAUGGCCUGGACGCGGAGGACAUGUACGAAUACCAGGUGGUCUAUCAGCCAAGCAAUGUCUACGAGAAGGCCAAUUCCCACAAUCCCUGUGCGGAAAAUCAAUUCCGCUGCACCACCACCAAUGUGUGCAUACCGCUUCACCUGCGCUGCGAUGGCUCCUAUCACUGCAACGACAUGAGCGAUGAGCGGGGAUGCGAUCAAUACCGUCGUCCAGCGGUCUCCACACGGCGUCCACCGGUCACGGUCACCACCUGGUCACCAUGGCAUGCACCUGGCCAGUUGGAGCAGAGAACCAGCACCACCAGGACCACAUCAGCCCCAAGAACCACAACGACCACCGAUGCACCGCCUCGGCGAGAGACCCCACCGGCAUGGCCGCCAACGACCACUAACCCAAUAACAACAGUCGGCGUAGCGAGCAACCCAUCAAUGUCCCCCUCAUCGGCGGCGGGGAUUGGGGGCAACUGCCUCGAAAACAUUGAAUUCGCGUGCCACAAUCGCGAUUGCAUUUCGAUUGAGAGCGUCUGCGAUGGCAUCCCCGACUGCGUCGACGCGGAGGACGAGGAUUAUUCGCUCUGCAACUGCAGCGGUGACAAGUACAAAUGCCAACGCGGCGGCGGCUGCAUUCCGAAAGUCCAGGUUUGCGAUGGCAAACCGCAGUGUCGUGACCGAAGCGAUGAGAGCGCCUGCCACCUCCAUGGGCGCUUCAAUAGAACGCGCCUGGGGGUCGAGUGCCUGAGCCAUCAGUACCAAUGCGGCGACGGAAGCUGCAUUUCCGGAUACAAACGCUGCAAUGGCAUCACCGACUGCGACGAUGGCGCCGACGAGAACAACUGCCCGUUUACCUACGACGAUAACUACGACACCGACCCGGAAAACAAUCCGCUGAAUGAAUGUGAAAUCCUUGAGUUUGAAUGUGACUUUGGUCAAUGCCUGCCGCUUGACAAGAAAUGCGAUGGCAACAUGGACUGUGACGAUGAGACGGAUGAGCUCGAUUGUCAGUCCUAUACAGAGCAUUGUCUAGAGAACGAGUUCGAGUGCGAUGACUACUGUCUGCCCCGCGAUCAGCUGUGCAACGGCAUUGCCAACUGCAACGAUGGCAGGGACGAGCGCAACUGUACCUUUUGCCGGGACGAUGCCUAUCUUUGCAACACUGGCGAAUGCAUUGCCGACACGCAGCGUUGCAACGGUAAAGCCGACUGCGCCGAUGGCAGCGACGAACGUCACUGCGAAAGGAAAUUAUGUCUGCCGAAUCAGCUGGCCUGCAAUGGCACUUGCGUUCAUCGGAGACUCAAGUGCGAUGGCAAAAUCGAUUGCCUUGAUGGUUACGACGAGAAAUAUUGCAGUGCCACAGGGACCCGACACUACGACACAACAACCACAAUGAAUGUCCUUGUUCCGCAACCAGUUCCCAUACCAAGACCCAGGCCCUGUCACCUCAAUCAAUGGCGUUGCUCGAGUCUCGAAUGUAUUGAUGUUGAAUUGCGCUGCAAUGGCAUCGAUGAUUGCGCCGACGGAUCCGAUGAGGGUCUAACCUGCUUCGAUGCCACCAAUCGACUCAAACCCAGUGACUGUGCCCCGGAUCAGUUCUUCUGUGAUGAGUCGUGCUACAACCGCUCGGUGCGAUGCAAUGGCCGAGCGGAGUGCGCCGAUGGCUCCGAUGAGGUGUCAUGUCCACCAAUUAACUCGUUGCCGUGUCCGCAGCAUCAGUGCCGCUCCAGUGGCAAAUGCUACUCGGAGAGUGAGCGUUGCGAUCGCCGGCGGCACUGCGAGGAUGGCUCCGAUGAGGUCAACUGCACUAACAUCCUGUGCAAGGAUCACGAAUUCCUCUGCUUCGAUCGACAGUUUUGCAUAAACGAAACGCAGCACUGCGAUGGCUUCUACGACUGCCGGGACUUUUCCGACGAGCAAAAUUGCAUUGGUUGUGCCGACAAUCAGUUCCGCUGCCACAAUGGUGACUGUGUCCAGGGAUCUGCUCGCUGCGAUGGCUACCCCGAGUGCUCCGAUGGCUCUGAUGAGAUCAAUUGUGCCGGCUCUUUGGAGUGCCAACCCAAUCAGUUCCGUUGCGAUAGUGGUCAGUGUGUUAACUCGGCGGUGCGAUGCAAUGGCAUCUCGGAUUGUCGCGAUAGCUCCGAUGAACGUAACUGCGCCUCCGAACACUCUCCCGGAUCCCGUGGAUCAAAUCAGUUGAAUCUCAAAACCUAUCCCGAUAGCCAGAUCAUCAAGGAGAGUCGCGAGGUGAUCUUCCGUUGCCGUGACGAAGGUCCUGCCCGCGCCAAGGUCAAGUGGUCACGUCCCGGUGGACGUCCCCUUCCGCCCGGUUUCACAGAUCGCAAUGGACGCCUGGAGAUACCCAAUAUUCGAGUUGAGGAUGCCGGCACCUAUGUAUGCGAAGCUGUGGGCUAUGCCAGCUACAUUCCCGGACAGCAGGUCACCGUCAAUCUCAAUGUCGAACGCUACAACGAACUGGCUUCCCGUCCAUCAUCAGCCUGUACCGAAUACCAGGCCACCUGUAUGAACAACGAAUGCAUUGACAAAUCUGCCAUUUGUGAUGGCAUUCCCCAUUGCUCGGAUGGUUCCGAUGAGCAAAGCUGCAGCCAGGGUAGAAAGUGUCAACCCAAUCAGUUCAUGUGCUCCAAUUCCAAGUGCAUUGAUCGCACCUGGCGCUGUGAUGGUGAGAAUGAUUGCGGUGACAAUUCCGAUGAGGCCACCUGUGACCCAGAGCCAAGCGGUUCUCCCUGCCGAUACAGUGAAUUCCAGUGCCGCAGUGGUCACUGUAUUCCCAAGAGCUUCCAGUGUGACGAUGUCAGUGAUUGCAGGGAUGGCAGCGAUGAAGUGGGUUGCAUUGCCCCGCUGGCUAUUCGACCACCGCCGCCGGUGAAGAACCUCCUGGAGGGUGAAUCCCUUGACCUGACCUGCGUAGCCACUGGCACUCCCACGCCCACAAUUGUGUGGCGUCUCAACUGGGGUCAUGUUCCGGAGAAAUGUGAAUCUAAGAGCUACGGCGGCACUGGCACUCUCCACUGUCCGGACAUGAGGCGUGUCGAUAGCGGUGCCUAUUCCUGCGAGAUCAUCAACACCAGAGGCACCACCUUUGUCACUCCCGAUACCAUUGUGACGGUGACACAGCAGAGAACCGAUGUCUGCGAGGCUGGAUUCUUCAAUAUGCUGGCCAGGAAGGCGGACGAGUGUGUCAAGUGCUUCUGCUUCGGCGUGGCCAGCUCUUGUGACAGUGCCAAUCUCUUCACCUAUGCCAUCCAACCGCCAAUCCUAUCGCAUCGCGUGGUCAGCGUGGAGCUGAGUCCCCAUCGCCAGAUCGUGAUCAAUGAGGCCGCGCCGGGACAGGAUCUGUUGACCCUGCAUCAUGGCGUCCAGUUCCGGGCAUCGAAUGUGCACUUUGGCGGUCGGGAGACACCCUACCUGGCCCUGCCCACGGAAUAUAUGGGAAAUCAACUGAAAUCCUAUGGCGGUAAUUUGCGCUACGAGGUGAGCUACAUGGGCAAUGGACGACCCAUCAAUGGACCAGAUGUGAUCAUCACAGGCAAUCGCUUCACCCUCACCCAUCGGGCACGCACCCAGCCGGGACAGAACAAUAAGGUGAGCAUUCCUUUCCUGCCGGGUGACUGGCAGAAACCCGAUGGCCGUAGGGCUACGCGUGAGGAGAUUAUGAUGAUUCUGGCCAAUGUGGAUAACAUCCUCAUCCGGCUGGGCUAUCUGGAUAGUACUGCACGCGAGGUGGAUUUGAUUAACAUUGCCCUGGACUCGGCCGGAUCCGCAGACAAGGGUCUGGGCAGUGCCUCACUCGUGGAGAUGUGCUCCUGCCCACCGGGAUAUGUGGGCGACAGCUGCGAGGCCUGUGCCCCCGGCUAUGUCCGCCAGCCUGGAGGCCCCUGGCUGGGACACUGUGUGCCCUUCACCCCCGAACCGUGCCCGGCUGGAACCUAUGGCGACCCGCGACGUGGUGUGCCCUGCAAGGAAUGCCCCUGCCCGCAGAGUGGCAGCAAUAACUUUGCCAGCGGCUGUCAAUUGAAUCCCGAUGGUGAUGUGAUCUGCUCCUGCCACGAGGGCUACACGGGCAGACGCUGCGAGAGCUGUGCCGCUGGCUAUCAGGGUGAUCCCCUUGUGCCUGGCGGUGGAUGCCGCAGGAUUCCCGAUUCCACAUGCAACGUCGAUGGCACUUUGAGCAUCAAUGCCGACGGUAGCUGCCACUGCAAGGACAUGGUAAUUGGUGACAAGUGCGACAGCUGUGCGGCGCAGAGUUUCCAUUUGAACUCCUUCACCUAUACCGGUUGCAUGGAGUGCUUCUGCAGUGGUCUCCAGGUGGAUUGCAGCAGCAGUUCCUGGUAUCGCGACCAAGUGUCCAGCACCUUUGGCUCGUUCCACAACCGAGUGAACCAUGGUUUCGAGCUGGUCAACGACUACACUCGACCCAAUCCCGAGGCUUUGCCUGUGGCCUUCUCGGAGGCGCGCAGCGAGCUGAGCUUCAGCGGAUCGGCUGACAAUGGAGGUGACACUCUGUAUUGGAGCCUGCCAGCAGUGUUCCUGGGCAACAAACUCACCGCCUAUGGUGGCAAGCUGAGCUAUACCCUGAGCUACAGUCCCCUGCCCAGUGGCAUUAUGUCCCGGAACAGUGCCCCCGAUGUGGUCAUCAAGAGUGGCGAGAACCUGAUGCUCAUCCAUUACCGCAAAUCCCAAGUGAGUCCCAGUGCGGCCAAUACCUAUGCGGUGGAGAUCAAGGAGAGCGCCUGGCAGCGCAGCGAUGGCCAGUUUGCCAAUCGGGAGCAUGUCCUGAUGGCUUUAAGCGACAUCAAGGCCAUCUAUAUUAAGGCCACAUACACGACCAGCACCAAGGAGGGAUCACUGCGUCAGGUGACCCUGGACACGGCCACCACCACCAAUGUGGGCACACAGCGUGCCUACGAAGUGGAGCAGUGUCGCUGCCCACCGGGUUAUCUUGGACUCUCUUGCGAGACCUGCGCCCCUGGCUACAAGCGUGAUCAGGACUCUGGCCUCUAUUUGGGUCUUUGUGUGCCCUGUGAAUGCAAUGGACACUCCACCCAGUGUCAUGGCGAGACGGGAGAGUGUGAGAACUGUGCUGACAACACCGAGGGCCCCAAUUGUGAUCGCUGCUCCUCUGGCUAUGUGGGUGAUGCCACGCGUGGCACUCCCUAUGACUGCGAACCGGACAAUGGCUAUCCACCGCCACGUCCGCCAGCAGGUCCGGGCAACCAGACCCUUGGCGAGUGCGAUAGAUGGUGCCAUUCGGAUGGCACCCAGGCCUGCCGCAAUAGCUACUGCCAGUGCAAACCGAAUGUGAUUGGUGAUCAGUGCGAUCAGUGUCGUCCCGGUACUUAUGGUUUAUCUGGACGCAAUCCCGAUGGCUGCAAGGAAUGCUACUGCUCUGGCCUGGCCACACAGUGCAGCUCUGCUGAGUUGUAUCGCCAACUGAUACCGGUGGACUUUAUCCAAACGCCGCCGUUGCUGACGAACGAAAAUGGUGACAUCGAGGGUGAUGUUUCGCAGGAUUUGAGGCACGACCUGGCCACCAAUAUGUACACUUACUCGCAUUUGACUUACCUGCCCAAGUACUGGAGCCUGCGAGGCAGUUUGCUGGGCAACCAGCUGCUUGCCUACGGUGGUCUCUUGCAAUACCGCCUGGUGGUGGAGUCGUAUGGCAACUACCAGCCCGGCUACGAUGUGAUCCUCAGCGGCAAUGGUCUGAAGCUGAUCUGGUCACGAAACGAUGGAGAUUCCGAGGCCGAGAAUUAUAGUGUUCGUCUGCAUGAGGAUGAGAACUGGCAGCGCAAGGAUCGUGACUCUGCCCGUCCCGCCACACGUUCCGACUUCAUGUCUGUCCUGUCCAAUCUGGAGGCCAUCCUGAUCCGAGCCACACCCAAGGUGCCCACGGAGCGUACUUCGAUUCGUGAUAUUAUCCUGGAGACUGCAGUGUCCGUCGCUAUGCCCGGUGCCACGCAUGCCGCCGAUAUCGAGGUGUGCCAAUGUCCGCCCGGCUAUACGGGUAACUCCUGUGAGGUCUGUGCCCCGUUGCAUUAUCGCGAUGCGUCCGGAGUGUGCCGUCAGUGUCCUUGUGAGUCUGCGAACAGCGAAUCCUGCGGCCUGGGCGCCGGUGGAUAUGUACAGUGCAAGUGCAAGCCACGCUGGAAGGGUGACCUCUGUCGGGAGAUUGACAACGGCUCACCACAGAGUCCGAAUGUGACUGGCUUCAGCCAGAUCAUUGUGUCCAUUUCCAAGCCGGAAAUCACCAUAGUGCCCGUGGGUGGAUCCCUAACCCUUACCUGCAACGGCUACAUGCGAAGGAACAAUGACCCUGUCUUUGUGAGCUGGCACAAGGAGAACAGUCGCAUGACCCAGGAGUCGGAGGUUCGUGGCGGUACACUGUAUCUGUAUAACCUGAAGAUUGAUGAUUCUGGCACCUACACUUGCCGUGCCAUUAGCAAUGAAACAUCUGAAUUGUUUGAGGAUCGUAUCUCCAUCACCAUUACCCCUGAGAGCCAACGCAGACCCGCCCAGAUUGUCAAUUUGCCCAACCAUGUGACCUUCGAGGAGUAUCAGCAGAAUGAGAUCGUUUGCGAGGUGGAAGGUAAUCCCACGCCGACUGUCACCUGGACACGCAUCGAUGGCCAAGUGGAUGCCCACUCAAGGACCUAUGGCAAUAGCCUGAUCUUUGAUUCGCCACGGAAAUCCGAUGAAGGUCGCUACCGUUGCCAGGCUGAGAAUAAUCUGAAUCGCGAUGAGAAAUACGUCCAGGUGUAUGUCCAGAGCAGUGCUCCGCCACCGAAUCCGCCGCGUGAUCGUCUGUAUAUCCAACCGGAGGAGCAUAAUGGUGUGGCCGGUGAAUCCUUCCGUCUUACCUGCCAGACAACGAGUGUGGCCAGCCUGAGAUACGAGUGGUCCCAGGAGGGCUAUCCGAUUUCCGCCUCCGGUUCGCGUAACAUCUUCAUCAAUGGCAACACCCUGGAGGUGCGAGAUGCCAGCGAUCGUGACUCUGGUACCUACACCUGUGUGGCCUUUGAUCCACGCACUCGUCGCAAUUUCACCGCCGAUGCUCGUGUUUACAUUGAGCCUAAUCACCAGCCACCGAUUGUCGAUGGUGUCGGUCCCACAAUUGUGCCCUUGGAGGAGCUAAUUGUGGUGGAGCAGGGUCGUGAUCUGAGCGUUACCUGCCAGGCCAGUGGCUCACCGCAUCCGUCUGUGAAAUGGACCAAGGUGCAUGACCAGAUGGCCAACAAUGUCCAUGUCAGCGGCAAUGUCUUGACCAUUUAUGCAGCCCGUCCUGAGAAUCGUGGUCCGUACUCCUGCAUAGCCGAGAGCAGCCAUGGCACCAUUCAGUCUAGCACGAAUAUCGACAUUGAACCUCGGGAGCGGCCGAGCAUUAAGAUAGAGUCCGAUCCCAUCCAGACCUCCUUGGUGGGCGCCCAGGCGUCGCUAUAUUGCACAGCCACUGGCAUACCCGAGCCGAGCGUGGAGUGGGUACGCGUUGAUGGCCAGCCGCUCUCGCCACGCCAUCAGGUAGAAGGUCGUGGUUAUGUUGUGAUUUCUGACAUUGUGAUUGCCGAUGCCGGUGACUACGAGUGCCGGGCCAGGAAUGAGGUUGGAGAGGCCUCUGGCGUUGCCACAAUAAGGGUACUCGAGGCACCACUGGUGGAAAUCCGACCCAGUGAGCACAUUCGCCUCACCGAAGGCGAUGAGCUGGAGCUGGAAUGCAUUGCCAGUGGCUAUCCCAAUCCCCAAGUCGAAUGGUCGUCCACAGGUCAACAAAAUACACGCGGUCUGACCGGAGGUCUGGGCGGCAGCAAUACUGCUGAGAUUCAUAUAUAUCGCGUCACCCAGGCCCAUGCCGGAAUCUACACUUGCACAGGCACCAACGAGGUGGCCACCGAUCAGCGCAGCGUUCGCGUCGAGGUCCAUCCCAAGCGUGGUGAUGUUGGCAUACAUGAUGACGACGAUGGCAACAAUCAGGGACCGGAGCCAGGAUCUGGUCCUGGACAGCUUCAGCCACGCAUGGAUCAACUGCAGACGAAUAUCGGCGACAAUGUGACACUGACCUGCGGUCUUCCGGCGCAACUAAAUCCACGCUGGGAGCGUGUCGAUGGCGCUCCUCUGCCCAGCAAUGCCCACAUUACCCGCAAUAGUCUAGUGAUAGUGUUCGUCCAGGAGGAGAAUCUGGGACAGUAUCGCUGCAGUGCUGUGAAUCCCGCUGGCCAUGUGGUUUCCUUUGUGGUGCGAGAAUUGGUUCAACUACCACUGCCCCAGAUUACCUUCUAUCCGAAGAUACCGUUGAGGGUCGAGGCCGGACGCAAUGUGGACAUUUAUUGUCAGGUGACCAAUGCCCGUCCCGAGGAUGUUUACUGGAGCACCGAUAAUGGUCGCCCACUGCCCAGCUCCGUUCGCAUCGAGGGUAAUGUCCUGCGCUUCGAGGCCAUCACUCCAGCUGAUGCCGGUGGCUAUCGAUGCACUGCCUCCAAUGCCUAUGGCAAUCGCACUGCAACCCACCAGGUCCAGGUCAAGCCCCCCUAUUACCAACCCCUGCCCCAGUCGCAGGUGCAAGAGGCCCGUGAGGGCGAUAGCAUUCAGCUCCGCUGCACGGCCACCUCGCAGUAUGGCGUCGAAGUGAAUACCCAGUUCCGUUGGCAUCGCGAGGAUGGCAGUGAGUUGCCCCAUAAUGCUCGCCCGGACAGCCAAGUGCUGAUCCUUACCCAACUUCGGCCAGAGGAUGAGGGUCGCUAUAUCUGCGAACAGUACGAUGUGGCCAGAGGACGAAGCCUGCCGCCGAGCUCCGUUGAUUUGAAAGUUAUAACGGUCGGCCCCGUGCCUCCACCGAUGCCCCACUAUCCCGAAUACCAGCCACCGGCUCGUCCGGAGCCGCAAGAGGAGCGUCCGCGGGACUAUAGCCUGAAGCUGGACCAGCAAUCGUCGAAUCUGCGCGUUGGUGAGUCCACCGAAGUGGAGUGCUACUCCUCCGAUGAUACCUACACGGAUGUGAUCUGGGAACGGGCGGAUGGAGAACCGCUCAGCAAUAACGUGAGGCAAGCGGGCAACCGUCUGGUGAUCAGUCACGUGGAUCCCUCCGAUGCUGGCAACUAUGUGUGCAAAUGCAGGACCGAUCAGGGAGAUCUCUACACCACCAGCUAUGUCCUGGAGGUCGAGGAUCAGCCCCACGAGCUGAAGAGCUCCAAGAUCGUUCAUGCCAAGGUCGGUGGCAAUGCUCAGCUGCACUGUGGUGCCGAUGAGAGUCGUCAGCCCACAUACCGCUGGUGGCGUCAAUACGGACAACUCCAAGCCGGACGCAGUCUGGCCAAUGAGAAACUAUCCCUGGACAGUGUUCAGGCCAACGAUGCCGGCACAUAUAUCUGCACAGCCGUUUAUGCCGAUGGCGAAACAGUGGACUUCCCCAACAUUCUGGUGGUCACCGGUGCCAUUCCACAGUUCCGUCAGGAGCCACGCAGCUACAUGAGCUUCCCCACGCUGCCCGACUCCUCCUUCAAGUUUAACUUUGAGCUCACCUUCCGCCCGGAGAACGGUGACGGUCUCCUGCUCUUCAAUGGCCAAACGAGGGGUACUGGCGACUACAUUGCCCUCUCCCUGAAGGACCGCUAUGCCGAGUUCCGCUUUGACUUUGGCGGCAAGCCCCUGUUGGUCCGUGCCGAGGAGCCGCUGGCCCUCAAUGAGUGGCAUACGGUGCGUGUGCAUCGUUCCCGACGCGACGGAUAUAUCCAGGUGGACGAACAGCAUCCGGUGGCCUUCCCAACGCUACUCCAAGUGCCACAGCUGGACCUCAUCGAAGACCUGUAUAUCGGUGGCGUGCCCAACUGGGAGCUACUUCCGGAGGAGGCAGUAUCCCAGCAAACCGGCUUCAUCGGUUGCAUCAGCCGCCUGACCCUCCAAGGACGCACCGUGGAACUGAUGCGCGAGGCGAAGUUCAAGGAGGGCGUCUCCGAUUGCCGGCCGUGUGCAGACCGCCCAUGCGCCAACGAUGGCGUCUGCCUUGAGAGCCAGACGGAGCAGGCCUACACCUGUGUCUGCCAGCCGGGCUGGACGGGCCGUGACUGCUCCGCCCGCGGUGCCCAGUGCACGCCAGGCGUUUGCGGUGCCGGACGCUGCGAGAACACCGAGCAGGACAUGGAGUGCCUCUGUCCGCUGAACCGGACCGGAGACCGCUGUCAGUACAUCGAGCACCUGAGCGAGCACAGUCUCAACUUUAAAAACAACAGCUAUGCGGCCUACAACACACCGCGAGUGACGCGGAUCAACAUCACGCUAUCGGUGCGUCCCUCCAGCCUCAGCGACUCUGUGCUCCUGUAUGCGGCCGAAUCGAGCCUGCCCAGCGGUGAUUACCUGGCGCUGGUGCUCCGCGGCGGUCAUGUGGAGCUGUUGAUCAACACGGCCGCCCGCCUGGAGCCGGUGGUGGUGCGUUCGGUGGAACCAUUGCCCCUGCAUCGCUGGACCCGCAUCGAGUUGCUGCGACGCCAAGGUGAGAGCAUCCUGCGCGUGGGUGAUGCUCCAGACCGCAAGGCCAAGGCCCCAGGCUCGGGACGUAUCCUAUCUCUGAAGACGCCGCUCUAUGUCGGCGGCUAUGAUCGGUCGACGGUGAAGAUCAACCGGGAUGUGAACAUAACCAAGGGCUUUGAUGGCUGCAUUUCACGACUCUACGACUCGCAGCGUUCCAUCCAACUGCUGGCGGACAUCAAGGAUGCAGCGAAUAUCCAGAAUUGCGGUGAACUCAACGAAAUUGGUGGCGCCAAUGGGGACAGUGACAGUGAUAGCGAUAGCGAGCCAAUUCCACCGCCAUCACCGGAGAUCUCGGACAAUCGGGACGGAGAUGAACUGCAGCCAUAUGCAAUGGCUCCCUGUGCCAGUGAUCCCUGCGAGAAUGGCGGCACCUGCCGCGAGGAGGAGCAGCAAGCCAUCUGCUCCUGUCCCCUGGGCUUCAGCGGCAAGCACUGCCAGGAGCACAUCCAAGUGGGCUUUAAUGCCUCAUUCCGAGGCGAUGGCUAUGUAGAGAUCAAUCGCACUCAGUUCGAUCCCGCCGUGGAGCAGGAGUACAGCUCUGUGGCCAUUGUCUUCACCACCACCAAAUCUGAUGGCCUGCUGGUCUGGUGGGGCCAAAAGGCUGGCGAGGAGUACACCGGUCAGGAUUAUCUGGCCGUGGGCAUUGUCGAUGGCUAUGUGGAGUACUCCCUGAGGCUGGAUGGCGAGGAGGCGGUUAUCCGCAAUAGCGAUACCCGUGUUAAUGACGGAGGUCGGCAUAUUGUGAUUGCCAAGCGGGUGGAUAACACCGCUAUGCUGGAAGUGGAUCGCAUCCUGCACUCGGGCGAGACACGACCCACCGGCGUGAAGAAGAUGAAGCUGCCGGGCAAUGUGUUCAUCGGUGGCAUUCCGGACAUUGCUCGGUUCACGGGCAACCGCUACACGCAAAACUUCAACGGCUGCAUUGUGGUCGUCGAGGGCGAGACCGUGGGCCAGAUCAAUCUGAGUCCUGCCGCCGUCAACGGAGCCAAUGUCAACGUCUGUCCCGCUCACGAAGAGCUCCUGGGAGGAACCGAACCGCCAGUCGUCUGAGGACACAACCAGCAACCGAAAUUAGCUUUUUAAUUAAAUAACAUUAACAAAAACAAAAAAACAAAAAGAAAACCAUUUUUAUAUAUACACAACAUACGAGAAUAAGCCCAAGCAAAACAAACCAACUAAAAAAAAUAUUAAAUAUUAUAUGGCGUAAAGAUAUGAAAACCAAAAAAAAAGAAAAAGAAACGAUCACUUCUACAACUAAAUUGAAUGCUUCUUCGAUCCUUAAGUCUAAGUUAAAGAUUGUUAGCAAGGAACAAGCGAAUAUCACAAAAACAAAAUACACACGCACACCUUUUUUUUUUAAUAUAAAUCAACCUGCGAGAAGUGAAACGAAACAGAAACAAUAAUGCAAUUUAAUGCAAAUUACGCAGAUAAUGCUGAAUAAUACAAAUACAUAAUGCAGAUAAAGCCUAGGAUUAAAGAACUAACUAACUAACUCGAACAACAACAACAAAAACGCAUACUAGCCAACUUGCAAACCACAACAACAAACAGCAGCAAAACACACCACCAAAAGCAGUAAAUGCUCAAUAGUUGAAGGCAUUUGAUAUAUUUUAUAUUUUUAGUUUCCUAGCUUGUAACUACAACUACGACUCUAUUGUUCUUUAUUAUUUGUUUUGUGGAAGACAUCCCCCAGUGUAAAAUCGGAACGCACACACUCACGUUAUUAAUUAAAUUAAAUACCAAUUGAUACCGUUUAAUGAUAAACAACAACAACAAAAAAAAAACCUACCAACUAUGAAUGCAACUAUUGUGAAC
Molecule: messenger RNA, 14176 nt
Organism: Drosophila serrata
Lineage: Eukaryota; Metazoa; Arthropoda; Insecta; Diptera; Drosophilidae
Gene: trol
Product: terribly reduced optic lobes
Cellular component (GO): plasma membrane
Molecular function (GO): protein binding
Source: RefSeq, a predicted model, not a curated record